Messenger RNA from Phalacrocorax carbo (great cormorant), 4250 nucleotides. The record is from RefSeq and is a predicted model, not a curated record. NCBI's taxonomy places the organism in Eukaryota, Metazoa, Chordata, Aves, Suliformes, Phalacrocoracidae.
GGCGGCGGGGAGCCGGGCUGGGCCCUGCGCCGGCCGCCAUGGGACCCGCCUGAGCGGCGCGGCCGCGGCGCAGACAGCGGGGCCGGCCCGCCCGCUCCCCGGCGGGGGCGGCGGGGCCAGGCCCGGGCCCGCGGGCCGGGCAUGGGCGGCGCGGCGGCGGGCGGGCGCUGAGGCGGGCGCUGAGGCGGGCGGCGGCAGCAUGGAGGCCAUCUGGCUCUACCAAUUCCGCCUGAUCGUCAUCGGCGACUCCACCGUGGGCAAGUCCUGCCUCAUCCGCCGCUUCACCGAGGGGCGCUUCGCCCAGAUCUCCGACCCCACGGUGGGCGUGGAUUUUUUCUCCAGGCUGGUGGAAAUCGAGCCGGGCAAGAGGAUCAAACUGCAGAUCUGGGACACGGCCGGGCAGGAGCGGUUCCGGUCCAUCACCAGAGCCUACUACAGGAACUCGGUUGGCGGACUCCUCCUCUUUGACAUUACAAACCGCAGGUCCUUCCAGAAUGUCCACGAGUGGCUAGAGGAGACCAAGGUGCACGUCCAGCCCUACCAGAUCGUCUUUGUUUUGGUCGGUCACAAGUGUGACCUUGACACGCAGCGGCAAGUCACCAGGCAUGAGGCUGAGAAACUGGCUGCUGCAUAUGGUAUGAAGUACAUUGAGACCUCCGCUCGGGAUGCCAUUAACGUGGAGAAGGCCUUCACUGAUCUGACUCGAGAUAUAUAUGAGCUUGUUAAAAGGGGGGAAAUUUCAAUCCAGGAGGGAUGGGAAGGCGUAAAGAGCGGGUUUGUCCCAAACGUAGUGCACUCUUCAGAAGAAGUGGUGAAAUCAGAUAGGCGAUGCUUGUGCUGAGCUCUUCUAGUGAGGCAAGUGGUGAUGAACUCUACUAACCAAACAUACUUUACUAAGUGAACUCAGUGUGACAGAAGGGAGAGCAACGCUCCCGUUGUGAACAGCCUCCCACAUUGUUUUGGACACCAGAACAGACCCCAGAAAGAAAUGUUCUGUUCCAAAUAAUCUUUCAGAACCGGGUGGCUACAAACCUAAAGGCGAGUGAGUGAGGGUGCAUGUAGAUGUUGUCAGGAGCCAGGAAGCAGAAAUGAGGGGCUGCACGAGACAGGAGAGAGUACACAGAGAGCUGAACAGGCUGGCACAUGCCAGGGUACUGUACACGUCCUCUUUUCAGUAAAUCCAUAGCUCCGUGCUGGGUGUUGAAGCCACGGUAUGGAUACUUUAGUAGUAUGACAAACAGGGAGACAGAGAGAAAGAAAGGGGACAUCUUCAUUUGUGUCAGGUGAUUAUUACCAGGAAGGUGUAAAGGCAGCACAGAUACCGUUUCCUCAUAAGGCCAAGCCAUGGGAAAAGUUUACUGACAUGGUAUGUACACUUCUGAAUUUUCUUUAUGGUCUUGAACCCAGUUCAAUAGCAAAGGCUAUUCUAUGGGAUUUAAAGAGGAAAACAGUAGUUAUUUGGUAACUAAAGUUCAAAUUAUUACCCGGCCCCAGUGCUUUUCUUGCUGUGCUGAACUGGGAUUCUAAGCGGCAACUCCUGCUCCAGUAGUAAUUAGUCAGUGCAUUUUUAUGCAUUUACUGCCUAGGUGAGUACCUUGAAAGUGCCCCGAGUUCAGGGCUUUCCAAUUGAAUUAGGUGAUCAAGAGCAUAAAGCGAGAACCAUGUCCUCAUGGCGUAGCUUAAGGCUGGGGUGUUGCAGCCAGGUGGGACACACCAACAUUUCUGUCUCGCUAACAGCACUGCGCUGCUCUUUUGGGCGCCUUACCAGGCAGGUCACAGCGGGAAUGGAAUGGAGCGGCGUGGGGGGAAACCAAAACCCCAACACAAUAAAAAAACUUGAAAAGCUUAACUCAGGUGCGUCAGCCAUCCUAAAAGGUGAGAUUUGCUUUAAAAGCAGUUAAAUAGCACGGAAGGCAACAGCUUCCAUCAGUACUUUCUGCUGUUAAAGUGUCAUUUUCUUUCUUGGCAUCUGUGGAAGAGACCUAGCCCUGGGAAGGAGGAGCACACAACAGAAGUGUCUGAGCAGGUGGAAAGGAAAGCCACAAGACAAGGUCAAGAGUAAAAUUUGUUUUCCUCCAUGUUUUAAUUUGAGAAGAGAGGAUCCAUCUCAGGUUGGUCAUUAUGGGAUGGCAGCCGUGUUACAUCCACGUAGGUGGAUGUUUUCUGGGAAUGCCUUUCACCACUUAGAAGCUUUGCUUCCGCUAAGUUUUAACUUAAGCUUUUGAAGUGCAGCAGGGUAGCUGCUCCUGUAGCAAACUAGGCCAGUUCAGCCUAUUAAAAGCAAACAAACAAAACUGCAGUGACUUUUUUUUUGAACUCCAGUUUGCAAGCUUUAUACACCAACCUGCUAAUGGGCAGGAGGGAAGGAUUAGGUUAAAAAAACCACUGGAAGCAGCUAGUGUUUAAUUUUUAGGCCUCUAAGUAGAGAAGAAUAAAAUACUUGUUACAGUUUUUUAAGCUACCCCAUCUAUAGAAGCGUGGGUCUUCUUGAUUGCUGGUGAGUUCAGACUAUUUCUCCCUUUGAACCUGUUCUCACGGUUUGCAGCACAUGGGCAGCUCUGUAUGAAGAAGAAGAAAAAAAGAAAACCAACUGUGGUUUCCAUAUUGAAGCUGUAAAAAAACAAAUGAACCCAACCAACCAACACCCUGAAAAUGAAUAACAUUUUUAUUUUCAGAACUCUAGGAACAAUUUUGGUUCCUGGGCUCUGCAGGGGCGCAGCGGUGCAGCAGCGUGGCACCUGCUGGGAGGGCACUGGUGGCAAAUGAGAGGAAGGGAGGGGUGGCAGGGGGCUAGCACCGCUCAGUAAGCUUAUCACUGCAAACCCCCGAUCGCACUUGAGUAGGCUGGAAACGUAGCAAAACCCUUGUGUUAAAGCCCAGUGAAUUCCAGGCAGAUUCAGCUGUGGUCGAGUUGAAUGCCCUGAAGAUUGAUUUAAAAGUUAAAAUUAAAAAAAAAAAAAAAAAAUCCCUUUACAAAAUCUCUUUCUAGGUAAGCAAAGCUGGAGAAGAUUGAUGCUGAGAGUGCCACAGGAGCUUGGCUGCCAUGGGCUCUCACGGGCUGCCGCCAGUGGAGAGUGCAAGGUUUGCUCGGACCAGGUCUGUUAGUCGUGCUUGCACAAAGGCAAGGACAACGGGUGCGAAAGGGUCAGUCUCUUGGUUCUCUGAUGGAAAGUCCGCCAGGCAACGGCGUUGGUCUUUCAGGGUCCAGCUGUUCACGAGGUGUGUCCUGGGUUGCCUAGCUGAGGGCAGCAGAGCUGGGGUGCUGCAUUAACGGCGGUUAGAAGCCGGAUCAAACGGCGUUUUAGCAAUAGUAAAAUUCUGUAAUUCUCUGUGCAGGAACCUGGCCAGCAGGGGAAAGAUCACUUUUCACGAGACAACCGAUAUUUUCUUUAAUGGGUUUUGGACAUUCCCCUUUACUGCUCCCAGAGAGAAAUUCCAGAAAGCGGAAAUAAGUAAGUGCAUUCAGGUCUUCACAGUAAAUCAUUUUAAAAACACAAGUGUCGGAAUUCUAAAGAGGAAGAGUACAGAAGAAAAUGUACGCAGUCUUAACUACUUAGAGGUAAUAAAUGGUUAUAUUAAAUGAUAGAGAAAUCAUUAUAUACAUCUUUUUCUAAUUCCUUGCAUUUUCUAGACAGCGUAUUAAAAUAUAGGAAAUGUAGAUUCAUCUGUACAAAAUUUGGAAUGUUUUUCUAUGAUGAAGAACUUAUAGGAUAUGCUAAGAAUUCUUUUCUAACAACUGGUUUUAAUCCUUUGACUUCUAGUGCAAGAGGGUUUUAGAGAAAUCAGAAGGUGAUACCUUUUCAGAGGAUAAAGGUCAGGAGCUCUUUUACUCUAGGACAAAAAGAAAAAAAAAAAAAAAAGAAAGAAAAAGCUAACUUUCUGUGGUCUCUACCACAUGUUAAAAACAAUCUGCAUGUUAGAUUGAAAUUGCUCAGAACCUCCAGAAUAAAAGCAUACUCUACACUUUCCUCGCUUUCUGUUAUGCACUGUAACGAAAUGUGAAAAUAAUGCUGUAUUUAGCUGUCUGUAUGUGACUGAAAAUAUGCUUGUAUUUAGCAAAAUGGUUACUAUGUGAUAAUGUGAAAUUUAAAACUUGUAAAGAAACUUUGGUGGGUUUUUUUUCUCUUCUUCCCCCUUCCCAUUCUUCACCAGUAAGCUAUCUGCCACCUGUGCCACUUCCAUACCGCAGCCGGAACUGUAAGUCUAACAUGGACCGGCUCAACAAUAAACAGGCACUCUGUGCAACUGCA